Molecule: messenger RNA, 1702 nt
Organism: Mus caroli (Ryukyu mouse)
Lineage: Eukaryota; Metazoa; Chordata; Mammalia; Rodentia; Muridae
Gene: Acer2
Product: alkaline ceramidase 2
Biological process (GO): ceramide catabolic process; sphingosine biosynthetic process
Cellular component (GO): Golgi membrane
Molecular function (GO): N-acylsphingosine amidohydrolase activity
Source: RefSeq, a predicted model, not a curated record
GCGCCGUAUCCGGAGGCUGUCCCGCACCGCAUAAAGCCACAGACGCACGGUGUGCCUCGUAGCCGCUCCGGCCGGUCUCCGCUGCAGAGAAGCUGCUCCGAUGCUCCAGAGCGGCCAUGGGCGCCCCGCACUGGUGGGACCACCUGCGGGCUGGCAGUUCGGAGGUGGAUUGGUGCGAGGACAACUACACCAUCGUGCCUGCCAUUGCCGAGUUCUACAACACGAUCAGCAACGUCUUGUUUUUCAUUUUACCUCCCAUCUGCAUGUGCUUGUUCCGCCAGUACGCAACAUGCUUCAACAGCGGCAUCUACUUAAUAUGGACGCUCCUAGUUGUAGUGGGGAUUGGAUCUGUCUACUUCCAUGCAACUCUGAGCUUCCUGGGUCAGAUGCUGGAUGAACUUGCUAUCCUGUGGGUUCUGAUGUGUGCUUUGGCCAUGUGGUUUCCCAGGAGGUAUUUACCAAAGAUCUUUCGGAAUGACAGGGGCAGGUUCAAGGCAGUGGUGUGUGUCCUGUCUGCAAUUACAACGUGCCUGGCAUUUGUCAAACCCGCCAUCAACAAUAUCUCCCUGAUGGUUCUGGGACUUCCAUGCACUGCACUGCUCGUUGCAGAGCUGAAGAGGUGUGACAAUGUGCGUGUGUUUAAGCUGGGCCUCUUCUCUGGCCUCUGGUGGACUCUGGCGCUCUUCUGCUGGAUCAGCGACCAAGCCUUCUGUGAGCUGCUCUCCUCCUUUCACUUCCCCUACCUGCACUGUGUGUGGCAUAUUCUCAUCUGCCUUGCUUCGUACCUGGGCUGUGUGUGCUUCGCCUACUUUGAUGCUGCCUCAGAGAUACCUGAGCAAGGUCCAGUCAUCAGAUUCUGGCCCAGCGAGAAAUGGGCUUUUAUUGGUGUCCCCUAUGUGUCCCUUCUGUGUGCCCACAAGAAGUCGCCAGUCAAGAUCACGUGAUGGCAAGGCAGUGACCUGCUUCUCUACUUACUUCUAUUCGAGUGCGCGCUGGGCUUCGUUUGCUAGCAAAGAUGGCUGAGGGGGUUGAGGAAUUGGUGUGGUGUGGGUGUUUAAAAUUCUGCUCCUUUGUGAUCUAACUGGACAGCAGUGUCUGACUUCCCCAGGUUAAGAAAUAGAGGGCUCAGGGACAUGAGGUGUCUUNCUCAGUACCCUUUCCAGGCACACGGGGCCUGCUGGGUUAUGUCCAUAAUGACAUCGACAGAGUAGUUCUUUNGGAGACCCAGGGCAGCCCAAAGUUUCUUACUGGAGAAGGUAGCUUGCUGUAGAUCCCACCGUUUCCAGACUCUCGACCCCCUGGUAAACAAGACCUUCUGAUUUUGUGAUGAAAGGUUCCAGAACUUUUCAUUUUGCCGGGAGAAACUGUCCUUCAACGAAACCAAGUGGGCAAAUCACGUGAGGGCUGUGACUAAGAGGGGUGGCUUGUCACUCGCACCUCUUAGCUUUCCCAGGUUCUCCACGUGUUUGUGGAUCCUUCCACUACCUCUGCUGAGAGAUGGAGCGGCAGCUUCAGAGGGCAAAGCUGGUAACAUCCUCUAUGCCAAAAGCUACACUCCUCUUUAAGCACACAUUAAAUAUAGACACCAUUUCUGCUCUUCCAGAGUGCAGCAGCCUCAGACCCACAGAGAAUCCUUCAGGCUAUGUGAAGAGUCCACACACAGCCCCCUCUUGUGAGCUCUGUGAGAGCAAGGCCUCCUUGU